This is a messenger RNA of Penicillium maclennaniae, 480 nucleotides long. RefSeq lists its product as uncharacterized. The transcript has a single exon. Bases 1 to 480 code for a protein of 159 amino acids. Lineage: Eukaryota; Fungi; Ascomycota; Eurotiomycetes; Eurotiales; Aspergillaceae. The record is from RefSeq and is a predicted model, not a curated record.
AUGCUUUUACCAUCCACGGCAACGUUGCUGCACCCAUCUCAUUCGGCAAUACAUACCUUGGCAACAGUGAAUUUCUCCCUAUCACAGGCGGCUACUUUGAAGGCCCAAAACUUUCCGGGAGAGGUUGUCCCUGGAGGUGGAGACUGGAAGGUCCUGCGUCCAGAUGGAGACACACAUAUCUACGCCAAGUACGCCUUGAAAACGAACGACAGUGUGUACAUCAACAUCCUCAAUGAGGGAGUCGGCCGUACGGUUCCGCUCGAAGACAAGGAACAGGAAGAAGCAGAGGAGAAGGAAAAUGGACAAGUAUAUGAUGGGAAUGGGCCGCCCACGAUUCGAACUACGCCGGUUUUUGAGGUGGAUGUCCAUAGCACGCAUGCUUGGUUGAAUGAUUGGAUUUUUGUUGCUGAUGUGAAGGCAAUCAAUUCAACUUUGGUGGAUGUUAUUGUCUAUGAGGUUUUUGACAGUGUGAAACACUAG